Messenger RNA from Equus quagga, 2765 nucleotides. Its product is annotated as sodium- and chloride-dependent GABA transporter 2. Lineage: Eukaryota; Metazoa; Chordata; Mammalia; Perissodactyla; Equidae. The record is from RefSeq and is a predicted model, not a curated record. Bases 763 to 2619 code for a protein of 618 amino acids. The transcript is spliced from 19 exons. Gene Ontology annotation, molecular function: gamma-aminobutyric acid:sodium:chloride symporter activity. Gene Ontology annotation, biological process: sodium ion transmembrane transport; neurotransmitter transport. Gene Ontology annotation, cellular component: plasma membrane.
UCCGCUGCCUUCGCGCCGCGGCCGAGGGAGGCUGGCCGGCCUGGGUCGCUGCCGGAAGUGGGGCCGCUGCCCCAGUUCCGCUGCUCCCCCUCGGGCCCGGUCUGCCCACCUUCAGCUGUAUAGCCGCAUGGGCAUCCUGUUGUGCUGUGUAGGGAAUCCUCUGCUGGUUAAUAGACGUCCCUUUAGUUGUCACCUAGAGGGGAGAGACCAAGGGAACGACUCGCUCCGCCAUGAUGCUGACGUCACUCCGUGGUCUGUUGCUUUACGCAGUUAAAUCAGACGGAUGGAUGGUUAGAAGGGGCGAGGAAGACGGGCAGCUGAAAUGAGCACCUGAGUUGGAGAAAGGGGUGGAAGGCAGGACCCUUCUAGAAAGACCCUGAGGUCACCAAGAGGGAGGAGCACGUGAGCUACAGGGAGGAGAGCGUGCUGGCUGCCGAUAAGCUCACAAGCAACUGGCCUGACCUGCCAGGGUGUGCACACACUCCCCGGGCUGUGAUGUCACUCAAGUAUAAUCCUUCUCCCCCCGACUGGACCUCUGGCAGCAACUGCACGAAGGGUCUGAGAGGAUGAAGAAGUGAAGGGAGACGGUGUUCCAUCAUUGGAAGACAUCCUUCAGAUGCUAAAGGGAGGCCCAGAAGCGGCACAAGCGUUAGACAAUCUUCUCAAAAGGACCGAGGAAACUUCUUGGGACCAGCUGCUUGGGUUUCUCCUUCUUAGCCCACAAACAAUCUUUGGAGCCCAUUCCCUAAUUUAUUAAGUGGGAUGGAUAGCAGGGUCUCAGGCACAACCAGUAAUGGAGAGACAAAACCAGUGUACCCAGUUGUGGAAAAGGCGGAGGAUGGCAACCUGGAACGGGGGCAGUGGAACAACAAGAUGGAGUUUGUGCUGUCAGUGGCCGGGGAGAUCAUUGGCCUAGGCAACGUCUGGAGGUUUCCCUAUCUCUGCUACAAAAAUGGGGGAGGUGCCUUUUUCAUCCCCUACCUCAUCUUCCUCUUUACCUGUGGCAUUCCUGUCUUCCUCUUGGAGACAGCACUGGGCCAGUAUACUAGCCAGGGAAGCAUCACAGCCUGGAGAAAGAUCUGCCCCAUCUUUGAGGGCAUCGGCUACUCCUCCCAGGUGAUCGUCGUCCUCCUCAACACCUACUACAUCGUCGUCCUGGCCUGGGCCCUCUUCUACCUCUUCAACAGCUUUGCCGUGGACCUGCCCUGGGGAAGCUGCCGCCACGAGUGGAACACGGAACACUGUGUGGAGUUCAAGAAGACCAAUGGCUCCCUGAAUGUGACCUUUGAGAAUGCCACCUCUCCUGUCAUCGAGUUCUGGGAGAGGCGGGUCCUGAGGAUCUCUGAUGGCAUCCACCACCUGGGGUCCCUGAACUGGGAGCUGGCCUUGUGCCUCCUGCUUGCCUGGGUCAUCUGCUACUUCUGCGUCUGGAAGGGGGUCAAGUCCGCGGGCAAGGUGGUGUACUUCACAGCCACAUUCCCUUACCUCAUGCUGAUGGUCCUGUUAAUUCGAGGGGUGACACUGCCUGGGGCAGCCCAAGGGAUUCGGUUUUACCUGUACCCAGACCCCACACGUCUGGUGGAUCCCCAGGUGUGGAUGGACGCGGGCACCCAGAUCUUCUUCUCCUUCGCCAUCUGUCUAGGGUGCCUGACAGCCCUGGGCAGCUACAACAAGUACCACAACAACUGCUACAGGGACUGCAUAGCCCUCUGCUUCCUCAACAGUGGCACCAGCUUUGUGGCUGGGUUUGCCAUCUUCUCCAUCCUGGGCUUCAUGUCUCAGGAGCAGGGGCUGCCGAUCUCUGAGGUGGCUGAGUCGGGCCCUGGCCUGGCUUUCAUCGCUUACCCUCGGGCUGUGGUGAUGCUGCCCUUCUCUCCUUUGUGGGCCUUCUGCUUCUUCUUCAUGAUUGUCCUCCUGGGACUGGAUAGCCAGUUUGUGUGCGUAGAAAGCCUGGUGACGGCGCUGGUGGACCUGAACCCCGAGAUGUUCCGCAAGAAGAACCGGAGGGAGUUCCUCAUCCUUGGAGUGUCUGUCUUCUCCUUCCUUGUUGGGCUGGUCAUGCUCACAGAGGGCGGUAUGUACGUGUUUCAGGUCUUUGACUACUAUGCAGCCAGCGGCAUGUCCCUCCUGUUCGUGGCCAUCUUUGAGUCCAUCUGUGUGGCUUGGGUCUAUGGAGCUGGGCGCUUCUAUGACAACCUUGAAGACAUGAUUGGGUACAGGCCAUGGCCUCUAAUCAAAUAUUGUUGGGUCUUCCUCACACCAGCUGUGUGCACAAAGGAUAAACUGAGGCCCAGAGCUGUCAGACAGUUCAACCAGCAUCACAAUGCCACCUUCCUCUUCUCCUUGAUCAAGUACACCCCACUGACCUACAACAAGAAGUACACCUACCCGUGGUGGGGCCAUGCCCUGGGCUGGCUCCUGGCUCUGUCCUCCAUGGUCUGCAUUCCCACCUGGAUCGUCUACAAGCUCAGCACCUCCAAGGGCCCCUUGAGAGAGAGAAUUCGCCAGCUUGUGUGCCCAGCUCAAGACGUGCCCAAACAGAACCGAGCAGAACCCUCUUCCCCUACCACGCCCAGGACAUCACGGUUCAGACUCACAGAACUAGAGUCUCACUGCUAGGGGGCAGGCCCUGCGAUGGCACCUGUGAGCCUGGCUGUGGGGACAGCUGCGGAGGGAGAGAGAGGAAGCAGCCCCGCUGUGCUUCUCUGCCCCUAUGUGGUGUAGAUAAGACAAAAGGGGGUAUUUUGGAAUCCACCUUGUGAGCU